CCUGAAGGAGCCUUGCCCACCUACACCGUCGUCGCUUUACAUUAACCCACCUCACGAGGGCUACCAGACAGACGACGCAGCAUAUAAGGUCCCCGGCCGGCCAGUGGCCACCGUCCAAGAUUCCUGUGAGCGGCGAGCGCGACACGAUGAGCCCCGGCGCGGCUGGUGCCAGGAAGCGCCUCGGCCUCGGCGUCGUCGGCGUCGGCGGCGGCGGGUUCGCGCUCGGGUGCGGCUGCCGGGACGCUAAGGCCGUGGCGGUGGCGGCGUCGUCCACGUCGCCUACUGGAUCAGGUUAAGGUUAGCCCACGGCGACGACCGCGACGUGGCGCAGGGCCAGGGCGGCGGCGCUGCACCACCACCCGUCGUCCGCGUCCGCAUCCACGGGCACGCUCACCGUGCCCUCCGCGUCGUCGUCGUCCUUCGUGUGGGAGGACGCCGAGGGGGAUGCCGGCGAGGAGGAGGUGGACUGCAAGCAGCGGGAGAGCUCGGCGGCCGCGGCGAGCUUCUCCGGCCUGCUGCGCCAGCUCAACGAGCUCGAGCAGAGCGUCGUGACGUGGGGGCGGAAGAGCACCGGCAAGGGUUGCUCCUCGCCACCGGCGCCGCCGCCGCCUCCACCGCCGUUACCGGCGCGGCCAGUGAAGCAACGAGUCGUGCACAGCGGCGGCGGCGACAGCAAAGAAGGUCACGGCAGCUUCUCUCCGCCGCCUCCACCUCCUUCUUUCCAGCUUGAGACGACGCAGCAGCACCGGAAGGCAAAGAACAUGGACAAAGCCGACAGACAAGCUGGAGAGAUCGCCUCCAAGCAGCCGACACCGCCACCACCCUUGCCAUUGCCGCCGGAGCAGCUUAAGGCGCAUAGCACGGACAAAGGCGGAAAGAAAGAAGACGCCAGCAUUUUCCCGACACCGCAGGCGGCCCCGCCGAAGCACCGGAGAGCGAAGAGCUGCGACGGCACCGGCGCCGGCAGGCUGGACGGGAGCGUGGCGGUGGUGAAGCAGUCCGACGACCCGCUGAGCGACUUCCGGCGCUCCAUGGUGAACAUGGUCGUGGAGAACCGGAUCGCGACGGGCGACGAGCUCCGCGAGCUGCUCCGCCACUUCCUGGCGCUCAACGCGCCGCACCACCACGACGCCAUCCUCCGGGCCUUCACCGAGAUCUGGGACGAGGCGUUCUCCGCCACCGCCAGCAAGACCCCACACCGCGAGCCCGCUACCAGGAGGCCGACCCCACCGCGGCCGCGGCCGACGCCGCCGCGCCGCCGGCAUGCCCCGCCGCCGCGGAUGUGGCGCUAACGCUUACAGUACGUGGUCACCGCCUGUGUUCUGCAUUGUAGCUAGAUAUCUUGCAAAGAAACGGUCGGUGUGUGGCACCUGAUCGUACCGCGAAUCUACCGCGGAUGUUCUUCCGAUUUGUUUGUUAAUGCUUCCCCAGUCCGUUCGGCUCCAAAAAUUCUCCAACCAUUCGAGAUAGAUGAGCGAUCCCGUGAACGCCGGUGUCGUUUAUUCCGCGACUAGCCGACACGGCGAACCGCAAAACCCGUGGCCGCUUGCGGGGAAGUGCGAGCCGGCCGGAGCCGAGGCGGAAAGGCGCUUCUGCUGCGGCUGCGGCUGCGAGAGGCCGCAGGAACGGUGAUGGUUGGAUGGCUGGCUGGCAAUGGAGGGCCCGUGCAUUGAGUUAUGGUGGUGGCGACGGUGCAGUGGUGGGCUUGUGGAUUGAAGUGACACACGGGAGCGGGGGAGGAAGCCGGGGUGCCGGGAGGGGAGGGCGAGCCUGCCAAUGCCAAAUCAGAGGCGGCAUGCGCCAUCAAUGCGCAACCUCCCUGGCGUCCUACUCUGCAUCUUCGCUCUAGCACUCCUGUCGUGCAAAUGCCAGAGCUUCACCGCCAUCCACAGGUUGUUUCCAUGAAUCCCUCGGCCUAAUCUCUUUGACAAGUAGGUGUGGAACUAAUGUGCUUACACAGGAUGUUAUGAACAAAGAGCCAGGGAAGAGAGCUUUUUAGGAAUUUAGGGUACAAUAUACCACCUUGUACUACUGCUGUUUGAAAAGGACUAGUAUAUAAAUAUCCGACGGUUUAGAUCAAUUGUAUACUACUCAAAAGUUUAUUAGUGGUAUGAGUGGUAUAAGUAUUAUUGUAAUUCUAUUUUGACACAACAGUAAAGAUAUUAAAGGGGUGUUUGGAUACCCCGUGCUAAAGUUUAGCACC
Messenger RNA from Setaria italica (foxtail millet), 2203 nucleotides. Its product is annotated as AT-rich interactive domain-containing protein 1B-like. The record is from RefSeq and is a predicted model, not a curated record. Gene Ontology annotation, biological process: negative regulation of DNA-templated transcription. Lineage: Eukaryota; Viridiplantae; Streptophyta; Magnoliopsida; Poales; Poaceae.